AUGGACGACGAUGACUAUGAAAUAUCUCAGGAGUACCUGGAAAAACUUUCCAGGGAGUACGCUGACAUCGAACAUCCCCUGUUUAUGGACGAAAUACCAAAUGAUAUAUCUAGCAAUUCAGAUCUGGAAGCUCUUUACGAGCUCCUAGCUCAGGGUGAAACGAGGGAUUCUAUCGCUAUAAGAUAUAAGGAAGUUGGAAAUGACUAUGUAAAGGAUGGCAAAAGAUUCUACGAGGCGGCGAUAUCAAGCUAUACCAACGGGAUUGGCGCGGAAAGUAAGGAUAAUUCGUUGAAUUCCGUCUUGUAUUCAAAUAGAGCCUUUGUCUAUCUCAGGAUUGGAGAAUAUGUAAAAUGUGUUAACGACUGUAGAAACAGUAUUAAACUAGAUAAAAGUAACACGAAGGCAUAUUACAGAGGUGCUAUGGCAUCGUUCCACCUCUCUCUAUAUAAACAGGCUUUAUUAUUUUGCUGUGAAUGUGCCAAAGUGCUAAUGGAAAAAUCAGAAUCAGAUUUUGACAAAGCUACACUACUAGAUGGAAAAAAUGUGCACCAAAUAUUGAUGAAAACAGAUGAAAAUUUUGGUAAUCUGCAUAAUGACAUAAUAAAAAGAAUACGUGAAGUUGAAGAAGAAAAACGGUUACUACAAGAAAAGGAGGAAAAUGAAAAGAGAGAAACUGGACUAACAAAUAACAAAAAUCUCGCUUCUAUAAUAAAAGCCAAAGGAAUUAAACUUUUACGGAAUAUAUAUAACAUUCCUCAAUCUCAAACAACACAUUUUUAUGAAAAAAAUGGAUCAAUCCAUACAUCAUCUCUUUUCAUAUAUGAUGAAAUGAAUAUCACGGACUUCAUUCAAGACUUUGACCAUUUUUCAUCAAUAGGCGACCACCUAGACGUCAUGUUUAAAGAUAAUCAAUAUCCCAUAUCUUUUUCAGCCGAUAAUGCCCAUGCAUACUACCAGAUAUCUGAAAACGAACUGUACCACUUUAAUAUUAAUGAACCAUUCGAAAAUGUGAUAUUGAAAACAAAAAUUCUUUUCAAAGUUGUGGCAAUUCAUAUAGUACAAAAUGAAACUGCGCUUAUGCAGUAUACCAUUAAAUAA
Molecule: messenger RNA, 1098 nt
Organism: Theileria equi strain WA
Lineage: Eukaryota; Apicomplexa; Aconoidasida; Piroplasmida; Theileriidae
Exons: 9
Coding region: 1-1098 (365 amino acids)
Molecular function (GO): protein binding
Source: RefSeq, a predicted model, not a curated record